Molecule: messenger RNA, 1082 nt
Organism: Penicillium canescens
Lineage: Eukaryota; Fungi; Ascomycota; Eurotiomycetes; Eurotiales; Aspergillaceae
Product: peroxiredoxin family protein
Exons: 4
Coding region: 396-905 (169 amino acids)
Biological process (GO): hydrogen peroxide catabolic process; cell redox homeostasis; cellular response to oxidative stress
Cellular component (GO): mitochondrion; cytoplasm; peroxisome
Molecular function (GO): thioredoxin peroxidase activity
Source: RefSeq, a predicted model, not a curated record
CUCAUUUUCCCCCAAUUCUCCUUUUUCUUUUCUCCACUCGAACCAGUCAGGAAUACGAAAUCCGAACAAUAAAUGGCUGGAAGCCAAUUACCGAUAGUCUUAGCCUAUCAUAUGAGUUUAUCUUAUUAAGCCUUUAAGGCCAGACCGAUAACCGUAAUCAACGGUUCUCGACGGUCUUUCUUGCUAAUCCACACGGUUCGGUAUCUUUCUACUUCGGAUCACCUCAUGGCCAAUGCCUGGCUGUUCCUGUCCCACCCAUUCCCGAUGGGCCGAUAUGUGUAAGCGGUGUGGUCUUAAAUACUUCUUCACGUCCAAAACUCAACUUCUUCAAUCCAUCUAUCUCUCUAUCUCUACUAUCUUCUCUCUCUUCUUAAUUUCCACUUCCAACCGUCAAAAUGACUAAGGGUUUCAACGCUGGUGACGCCUUCCCCGAGAACGUCGUGUUCUCUUACAUCCCCUGGUCCGAGGAGUCCGGCGAGAUCACCUCUUGCGGUAUCCCCAUCAACUACAACGCCUCCAAGGAGUUCGCCAACAAGAAGGUCAUCCUCUUCGCUCUGCCCGGUGCCUUCACUCCCGUCUGCUCCGCCAACCACGUCCCCGAGUACAUCCAGAAGCUCCCCCAGCUCCGCGAGAAGGGUGUCGACCAGGUUGCCGUCCUCGCCUACAACGAUGCCUACGUCAUGAGCGCCUGGGGCAAGGCCAACGGCGUUACCGGCGAUGACAUUCUCUUCCUCUCCGACCCCGAGGCCAAGUUCUCCAAGUCCAUCGGCUGGGCCGACGAAGAGGGUCGCACCUACCGCUACGUGAUCAUCAUCGACCACGGCAAGGUCACCUACGCCGCCAAGGAGUCUGCCAAGAACACCCUGGAGGUCUCCAGCGCCGACGCUGUCUACAAGCAGCUGUAAAUGCCUCCAGUUUCGAUUCUGACUGGUAUAGAAUGGCCGCAAGGUAGAACAUGGGUUGAUAGGAGUACACAUGUAUUCCCUGCUUUUUUUAGCGCUUUAGAAUAGAUCGCCCUGUUACUUCUGUUGGCUAUGGCAUAGAGUGAAUACAAUUAAUGAAGCUACGAGUUCAUUUUUCCA